This is a messenger RNA of Telopea speciosissima, 1941 nucleotides long. Its product is annotated as cationic amino acid transporter 1-like. Bases 99 to 1898 code for a protein of 599 amino acids. Gene Ontology annotation, molecular function: L-glutamate transmembrane transporter activity; L-lysine transmembrane transporter activity. The transcript is spliced from 4 exons. NCBI's taxonomy places the organism in Eukaryota, Viridiplantae, Streptophyta, Magnoliopsida, Proteales, Proteaceae. Gene Ontology annotation, biological process: transmembrane transport; amino acid transport. Gene Ontology annotation, cellular component: plasma membrane. The record is from RefSeq and is a predicted model, not a curated record.
AUUUCAUUUUUAUCCCCUCUCUGCAACUUUACAAAUUCUUAACUUUUUUGUGAUUCGUUGCCUUCAGGUUUCACAGUUGAAUUGGAUAAAAAGACGAAAUGGGUGGAAGCAACGAUUAUAGUGAAGGAGGAGCAGUGAAUCGUAGAGGGUGUUCGUGCACAAAGGAUGAUUUCCUCCCUGAGGAGUCCUUCAAUAGCUGGAGUAACUAUGGCAGAGCCCUCAGUGAGACAGGGAUGAGAUUGAAGAGCCGAGUGCUGAGUCGGUCUCUGGAUCAAACCGAGUUGAUCGAAGUGAAGAGUCGGAGUCAACAUGAGAUGAAGAAGACUCUCUCAUGGUGGGAUCUCAUCUGGUUUGGCAUUGGCUCCGUCUUCGGUGCCGGAAUCUUCGUUCUCACCGGUCUUGAGGCGAAUGGAGUUGCUGGACCUGCCGUUGUUCUCUCCUACGUGGUCUCCGGAGUCUCUGCCAUGCUUUCUGUGUUCUGCUACACAGAAUUUGCUGUAGAAAUUCCUGUUGCAGGUGGAUCCUUUGCAUACCUCAGAGUGGAGCUAGGUGAUUUCGUAGCUUUUAUCGCCGCCGGCAACAUCCUCCUUGACUAUCUCAUCGGAGGAGCUGCCGUGUCCAGGGCGUGGACAUCCUACUUUGCCACCCUCUGCAGCCAUAGCCCCAAUGAUUUCCGCAUCAAUGUCCAAGAAAAACUCGGCGAAAACUAUGGCCACCUCGACCCCAUUGCUGUGGUUGUUGUCGCCAUCAUCUGUCUUCUUGCUGUCCUUAGUAUCAAGGGCUCAUCCCGCUUCAACUACAUCGCCUCCAUCAUUCAUAUCAUCGUCAUUCUCUUCAUCCUUAUUGCAGGGCUCACCAAAGCUGACACCAAGAACUACACCCCAUUUACACCCUAUGGUGUCCGAGGCAUCUAUAAGGCCUCGGCGGUUUUAUUCUUCGCCUAUGUUGGUUUCGAUGCAGUGGCUACAAUGGCUGAGGAAACUAAGAACCCCGCCCGGGAUAUCCCAAUUGGGCUUGUUGGAUCAAUGAUGAUCACUACAAUCGUUUAUUGCUUACUUGCCAUCACUUUAUGCCUAAUGCAGCCUUACAAUCAGAUAGACAAGGAUGCCCCUUUUUCGGUAGCAUUUCAAAAGGUUGGGAUGGAUUGGGCUAAGUAUCUUGUUGCCGCCGGAGCAUUGAAGGGAAUGACGACCGCUUUGCUAGUCAUGGUUGUCGGUAUGGCACGGUAUCUGACCCACAUGGCCCGUACUCACAUGAUACCCCCAUGGUUUGCUCAAGUCCAUCAAAGAACAGGGACUCCUAUAAAUGCCACUAUAACCAUGUUUAUUGCUGUAUCCAUCGUUGCCUUCUUCACUAGCCUUAAUAUCCUCUCCAACCUUGUCUCCAUCUCCACACUCUUCAUCUUCAUGACUGUUGCCACUGCUCUUCUUGUCCGCCGCUACUAUGUGAGCGGGGUGACGAAGCCGGUGCACAGGAACAUACUCAUUCUUUGCUUGAUCUUCAUUAUUGGAUCCUCAAUUGCCACUGCAGCUUACUGGGGUAUGAGCAACACUGGAUGGAUUGGGUACACAAUUACCGUGCCAAUGUGGUUCUUGGCAACGUUUGUGUUGUGUGUAUUUGUUCCGAAAGCAAGGGAACCGAAGCGAUGGGGGGUGCCAAUUGUGCCAUGGUUUCCAUCAGCUUCAAUUGCUAUUAACAUCUUCCUCCUUGGUUCAAUUGAUAAGGACUCAUUCAUCAGGUUUGGAGCCUGGACUGGACUGCUCUUGGUUUACUAUAUUUUCUUAGGGCUUCAUGCAUCAUAUGAUUCGGCAAAGGAAUUGGCUGAGAAGAGAGUCCAGGAUCCCACAUCUACAGAGAUUGAAGAGGGAGACAGAAAGGUAGAGUCAGUGGAGAUGUAAGUGAAGUCAUACAUAUAUGCAUAUGUGGUUUGUGAUGUGUAAU